Molecule: messenger RNA, 1125 nt
Organism: Ichthyophthirius multifiliis
Lineage: Eukaryota; Ciliophora; Oligohymenophorea; Hymenostomatida
Exons: 1
Source: RefSeq, a predicted model, not a curated record
GUAGAGAUUUCUAAAGGGGAAAAAUUGGUAAAAAUGUGUAUUAUUUGGGAAAAGGAGACUUUUUUUAUAUAUGAUGAUAGUGCAUUUUCUUGUAUAUUUUUUUCGGAAAAAAAAUCGAGUUUUAAUAAUGAAGGACCGUAAAAGCAUGAAUUUUUUUAAAAUAUAGAAUAUUCUUGGUCUAUUUUUUGCAAAAAACAUUGGUCCAUUUAACCAAAAAUGGCCAAAGAAGAGAAACGAAAAGAUCUUAUUUCAUAAUUGAGUAUUUUUGCUUUUAUUUUAAGCUGAUUUAGUUAAAUGAAGUCUUUUUAGAAAAUUCCUUUUAGGCUCUUUUGGCUUUCGCUGGUCAGUUUUCCGUCAGGAUCGUUUUUAUCGUAGUAUAUUAGAACGUUAAAGGGAUAGUUUUAGUUGUUUAAAGGAAGAUUGAGGAGGCCACGGAUGUAAAAUAUGUCUUUUUUGAUUUAUGUUUGUGAGUUUUAUAAGAUAUUUUAUGAAGGUUCGAAAUAUAUGCAUAGUUUGGGAUUUUUAAUGGAUAUUUUUUAAGAUAAUUUUAUUUCUGUAUUUUCAGGAUAUUCAUGUACUAAUUUAGUUCCUUUUUCAGGAUCAUAAGUACCUUAGAGUAUUAUUUUUUCCGUACUAGGAAGAUUUUAUUAUAAAUAGAGACACAUAUAGUCGUUAUUUUAGCAUGAAUUUAAGGAAGAGAUGUAUUUUAUUUAAAGUCCUUGGGCAUAUAUAUGCUAUUAUUAGUCAUUAAAAAGAUCUUUAUUUGAAUAUGAGAUGUGUAUUUAUUAGGGAGAGGUAAUAAAUUUAUUAAAGGAAGGGAAAAAAGUCUAUAAGUUUUCAUUUUUAAGGAAAAUAUAGAUGAAAAAGGAGUUUUUUUGAAAAAUAAUUUUACUUUCGAAAAAACCUAUGUUUUACCAGGAGAAAGUGGUUAUUUUAGCGUUUGUGAGAAAUACUGGAGAUGCUUAAUUUUCGAGUUGGAUUUCUAUAUUUAUUUCAUUUAAAAAAAGGAUAUUUGGGUUUAAGAAGUUUUAGGUUUUUUAAUUAAAAGUUACUAUGUUUUGACUUUCGGUUAUUUUUUGGAAAAAAUCAUUUAUUAAGGUUUAUAGGGAAAGCUCUUUUUGGGCC